AUGGAUGUCGCGAAGUCAGUGCCAGCGGCUAUGUUAACGCCCGACAGGCCGCCUCCGGAAGACUACUACCAAAACAAUUGUCGGGUCCUCAUCAGCUUUGUCUUGCAACGCUAUGCGCAGCUGUUGAUUGCUACUGAGCACCAGAUGCUGGAACGUUUCAUCAGCCUGAGCGAUGACAGCCAACGGCUGUUUGCGCGACUGCUGACCCGCAAGCCACUUGUGCGUAUCGAUCAGAUUGAGUAUGCCGAGGUGGGUGAUCUGGCUGCUGCCCUUGAAGAGCUGACAGUGGCCGCGCUGAUUGAAUUGAAUCCAGCAGUGGCCGCGCUUGAAGUGCUUGAUCUCCUGCGCAAAGCAGAGUUGCACGCCGAGGUAAAAAAUUUACCCAAAAGUUGUAAGAAGGCUGAUCUGCAACUGGCGUGGCUGGAUGGUCGCUGCGAUACACAGGUGCGUAUCCGUGUGCGGAAGACGGUCAGCUGGUUGCGGGUUGCGCGGCGUGAGGUCUGGGAUCUGGUGCAAUUGCUGUACUUCGGCAGCCGCAGGCACGACUGGUCCAGUUUUGUGAUGCGAGAUCUUGGCAUGGUGGUUUAUGAACCUGUGGCCAUGCACACCCACCAGUUUGCCAAUCGCGCCGAGUUACAACAGACACUUAAGUUUCAGCGCCUGGGUGAUCUCAGUCAGCGGCUCGACGAACACACCCAUCUAGCCGCUGCGCUGUCAGCCGAAUUGAUGCCGACAGUCUCUGAUCGAUUUCUCAGGCGCAGACGUGCUCGGGCCUUGAUGCGUAUUGCCCGAUGGCACGAACGCAGUCAGUCCUGGUCCGAUGCUGCGCAAGUUUACCAGCAGGUUGAACGGCAUCCGGCACGUGAACGCCUGGUUCGAGUGCUGCACAAACAAGGCGACCAACUGGCCGUUGCAGGAUGGCUGGAAGAAAUCAGCCGUGCGCCGCUGUGUGAGGAAGAAGCUCAGUUUGUAGAACGUUUUGGUCGACGCCAGGCAGGCUAUCAGCCACCCACAACGGUGAUUGAAAUUGACCAGGCUGAACCGAACAUAGAAGCUCAGGCAUUAGAGCUGCUGUUGCGUCCCGGGGCCUGGGGUAUACAUGCAGAAAAUACCCUGUUCAAAACAUUAACCGGCCUGAUUUACUGGCCAGUGAUUUUUUCAGACAUUCCUGGUGCUUUUACCAACCCUUUUCAAUCGGCACCUAACGAUCUUUUUGAUGAUGACUUUGUUGAGGUCCGUGCGGGUUUGAUUGAAGCGCUGGAGCAACGUCUGGCAGACGAUAACAACCUGGCGACACACCUACACCAUAUCAUCAGGGAAAAGCAGGGCAGAGCUAACGCCCUGGUGUAUUGGCCGUUGCUGGAUUCGGUGUCACUGGAUGAUCUGCUUGAAGCUGUCCCGCUGGAUGAUAUACGUAAACUUUGCGCAUUCAUGUUACGGAAUCUGUCGCAACGUCGCGCGGGUAUGCCUGAUCUGUUCAUCGCUUAUGGUCCCAACACCUACGAGCUGGUCGAAGUUAAAGGCCCUAACGAUCAACUACAGCCGGGACAGCGGGUCUGGUUCAAACAUCUGCAACGGCUUGGUAUUCCGGCUCGAGUGGUCAAGCUGAAACUGGCGGCGCGCGAGUUCACUUGUCGUACUGGCGAUCUUUACCCAUCCCGGCAGGGGCGCGCGGUGGAUGCCGAAGAGGGCAUUGUCGUGCAGCGGGAACUGCAGAAGUUACGUCUGUCAGCUGACCCGAACUAUCAGUGCGAAGUAGCCGUUGGAUUGGUGUUUCAAACGCUGCCUGGGGAACGCAGGCUCAGGGGGCGAAUUGACGGCUUAUCAACAGAAGCUGAUUGUCUGGUUGUCGAAGAGAUCAAGUGCCGUGGCGCGCUGCCUGCCCAGGCGGAUCCGGUGGAUUUUGCCCAGGCAUUGAUCUACGCCGGCAUGCUGGCAUUGAAGGACGAUGCAGAUACGCCGCGUUACAAGGUGCGUGUGGUGUAUGUCCAUGCCGACACACGUCAGACGGCCGAAUUCACUGAGACAUUAGAGCGAGCCGUUGUUGCGGGCAGUGUCCAGUUCAUGCUGCUGUGCCUGGUUUGUCGGUUACAGCGCCACUAUGCGCGCAACCUGGCCCGCCUUGAUUGGGCGGCGACGCUGGAGUUUCCCAUGCAGGCCUUCAGGGCUGCCCAGCAAGCACUGGCCAGGCGAGUUUAUCAGGCGCUUGCCAGACAGGAGAAUCUGCUGCUCGAAGCGCCUACGGGUAGUGGCAAAAGCCUGGCGGUACUUUUCCCUGCGGCAAAAGCGCAAAAACUGGAAGAGCAACUGUUUUUCCUCACCAGCCGCAAUGCCGGUGCUGACGCUGCGCUGAUGGCCUGUCGACAGAUUGACCCGCAGGCUGCUCACUGGGUGGUUGUGGAACUGACGGCAAAAGCAAAAGUCUGCCUCAAUCAGGGCGUCGCCUGUGAUCCAGAAAACUGCCCGCGUGCGAUAGGUUAUUACGACCGCGUAAACCCGGCGGUUGAUGUCCUGCUGGAAUACAAAUAUGCGGAUCGGGCAAGGAUCGAACAGGUUGCUCUUGAACAUCAGGUGUGUCCGUUUGAGCUGUCUUUGGAUCUGGCACUGUGGGCUGACGUGAUUGUCGGUGACUACAACUAUGUAUUUGAUCCGGUUGUGCGCCUAAAACGCUUUGCCGAACACCGACAGUUGCAUUUGCUGGUGGAUGAAUCUCACCAGUUAAGUCCUCGUGUCAGCGAUAUGCUGACGGUGCGGUUUGAUCGGGCUCUGGUGCGCGACGCCAAAGCCACUACCCAUGAAAUCAUGAAGAAGAAAGUGCUGUCCAUCGACAGGGCUUUGCUGGCCCUGAAACGCACAUCCGGUGAAGGUGAACAGGUUCUGAGUGGUCCGCAUGUCCAGUUGCAGGCCCCGGUUAAAGCGCGGCUCGAUGCGUUACAGCGUGCGUGUACUCGCCUGCUGGAAACGGCUGCUGAACAGGAAAUCGAACUGGGCGCUUAUCCCCAGCUGCAGGCUUUGAUUUUUGCUGUUUCGCGCUGGUUGCGAUCUGAACAGUGGGUCAGUGAGACUGAAUUUGUUCACCUUGUUCAUUCGGAAAAUUCAGAAAUCCGGGUGUCGCGUGUGUGUCUUGAUCCCGGUCCUUACCUGCAGCAGAUCUUCGCAGGUCAUUGUGCAGUGGUGAGAUUUUCAGGCACCGUGACGCCAUUGCCCCUUUACCAGCGCCUUCAUGGCCAGGCUGCAGCAGUUGGUGAACGUGCCCAGAAUCCUUUUCAGGCUGAGCAGGCUGCGGUGAUGGUGAUCAGGGACAUUGACACCUACUUCAAUCAACGUGACGCCAGUUUGCCGAAGCUGGUCCGGUUUCUGAUGGAUCUGCUUGAAGCAAAAAGCGGUCGAUAUCUGGUGGCGCUGCCUUCAUUCAGUUACCUGAGGAAACUGGUUAAUGCCCUUGCUGCUAAAGACGUAGUGACCCUUGCACAAACACCCGGGCAGGAUCAGAUGCGCAGUGGUGAGCUCCUAGAUCAACUCAGAUCACUCGAUGCGGGUAUUAUCUGCAUUGUCAUGGGCGGCGUGCUGGCUGAAUCCGUGGAUUUUUCCGGCAUCUCGCUGCAGGGCGUGGUCAUGGUUGGGUUAGGUUUGCCGCCGCCUUCGCUGGAACGCGACCUGAUGGCACAGUUUUUUGAGCAGGCAGAAGGACCGGGUUGGGGUCAGAUGGUGGCGUAUACACAGCCCGCGCUGGUAAAAAACUUGCAGGCUGCAGGGCGAUUAAUUCGCAGUCCUGAGGAUUUCGGCGUAAUCUGUCUCGUCGAUCCGAGCUACGACAUGUUACGCAAGCUCUACGAAGCAGGCAUGAGCAUGGUGCGCUUGAACAUGUCCCAUUCAGAUCACAAGAGCGCAAAGCAGAUUAUUAACUGGGUGAAAACCCUGAAUCGCAAGAUUGAUCACCCUAUACCUGUUCUGUUGGAUACCCAGGGUCCGGAAAUUCGUACUGGCGAUCUUGAGCAGCCCAUGGAGCUCGCGGAAGGCGAAAUUGUCACGCUGUUUGUACGCGACUCCACUUUUGUUGAAACCAAGUCGAUCAAAGUAAACUACGACGAAAUUGUCGACAUUGUCGACGUGGGCAAAAUUGUUACGGUAGACAAUGGUCUGCUUAACUUUGAAGUGCUGGAGAAAUCCGAUAAUCAGUUGACCUGUCGCGUGGUAGACGGCGGCACUUUGGGGAGUCGGAAACACGUCAACCUUCCCGGCGUACGAGUUAACCUUCCCGCAAUAACCAAAAAAGACCGCGAAGACAUCACGUUUGGCAUCGAAAAUGAGGUCGAUUUUAUUGCCCUGUCUUUUGUGCGCAGCCCCGACGAUGUCACCGAACUGCGCGAGUUUCUCGGCAGCAAACAGAACACCAUAAAGAUUAUUGCGAAAAUCGAAGACCAGGAAGGUGUCACCCAUAUUCACGACAUCGCGCGCCUGGCUGAUGGCGUGAUGGUUGCCCGUGGUGAUCUCGGUAUUGAGACCGAUAUAGCUGACCUGCCUAACGUGCAACGCCGAAUUGUGCAUUCGUCGGCUCAAUGGGGGCGCAGAUGUAUUGUGGCGACCCAUCUGCUGGAGUCGAUGAUCGAGAACCCGAUUCCAACCCGCGCUGAGGUCACAGACGUUGCAAACGCAGUAUACGAAGGUGUUGACGCGGUGAUGUUGUCCGGCGAAACCAGCGUCGGUCAUUACCCGAUACGAUGUGUUGAACAACUGCGCGCGAUUACUACCAAGGCGGAACGAUACCCGGGCCUUGGGUAUGAGAAAGAUCUGAUUGUGACUGACGAUAAGCAGCACGUGGCGGUGCAUGCUGUAGCGCUCGCUGAAGCGAUUAACGCCAGCGGGAUUGUUGUCAUUACCCGGCGCGGGUUUGUCGCAGAUUACGUGACCAACGCACGCCCGAUGCACGUACCCAUUUUCGCGUUUACUAAUCACAGUCAGACUCGCCGUCGGUUGUCGUUGAAUCGAGCGGUUUACGCUUAUCGAACUGCAUUCAGCUCUGACCCGGAAAAAACCCUGCAACGCGCAUUUGAUGUGCUGCGUGAUCGUCAGGGCCUGGACGAUGAUGCCAAAGUGGUGGUGAUAUCAGAUGUGCUUGCAGACAAAGCCAGUGACGCGAUCCAGAUUCGACGCCUGACCUGA
Messenger RNA from Symbiodinium pilosum, 5163 nucleotides. Lineage: Eukaryota; Dinophyceae; Suessiales; Symbiodiniaceae. The record is from the annotation of a GenBank genome assembly.